Molecule: messenger RNA, 909 nt
Organism: Yarrowia lipolytica CLIB122
Lineage: Eukaryota; Fungi; Ascomycota; Dipodascomycetes; Dipodascales
Molecular function (GO): oxidoreductase activity, acting on NAD(P)H as acceptor
Source: RefSeq, a predicted model, not a curated record
AUGACUGUGCCCAAAGUGAAACUAUCGAACGGAUUGGAAAUCCCCGCCAUCGGAUUUGGGUCUGGAACCAAGUGGAAACGCCCUCCUGGAGAAAAGGAGGAGCGAGAGCUCAUUGAUGCCGUGGUCAGUGCAAUCAAUGCCGGACACCUUCAUAUCGAUACUGCUGAGUUCUACGGCACCGAAAAGCAAAUUGGAGAGGCCAUUAAGGAGAGUGGAGUGCCUCGAAAGGAUAUUUUCCUGACUUCCAAGACCCUUUUUGGUCUGCUUGCUGAUGACCCCAUUGAGUCCAUCUCCAAUCAGCUCAAGACGCUACAAACGGAUUACUUUGACCUGUUUCUGAUCCACGUGCCUCCCAAUGAUGAUAUCAACUAUGACUUGGCCAAGGCUUGGGGCGUGCUUGAACAACUAUACGAGAAGGGCCUUGCCAAGGCGAUUGGAGUGUCUAAUCACUCCCCAGCUGAGCUCGAGACAAUCAUCAAGGUGGCCAAGAUCAAACCCCAUGUUAACCAGAUCGAAUUCCAUCCUUUGCUCCAGGAACCCACUCCCGGAAUUGUUGAUUUCUGCAAGCAGCACGACAUUGUGGUUGAGGGAUACUCGCCUCUAGCUUCCAACGAACUAGAGGGAGAGAAGCCUCUGGAUGCAGUGGUGGCCAACGUUGCAAAGAACCAUAAUGUUUCUCCGGGAUCAGUUCUUCUAAGAUGGGCUACUCAGAAGGGCAUUGUUCCCAUCACUACAUCUGCCAACGCCGGUCGACAAAAGGAGGCUCUAGCCAUCUUCGACUUCAAAUUGUCUGAUGGCGAGGUAGAGGAGAUUUCCAAGGUCGGGGCUGAGUCCCCUCGGUACCAACGAUUGCCGAUUCCUUCUCACAAGCACUACUACCCUGCCGAAGAGGGCGAAGCCAAAAUAUAA